AUGCGGAUGAUGCGGGCUCAACACGACUUGGGCGUCAAGGAUCCAGUGCAGGAAUGGCAGCUAUUGGCGCGGGUGCAAGCGAGAGAGCUGGCGGCUAGACAGGAUGCUCAGUGGUCUUGGCACUCCCGCCCCGUGGGCAUCACAGGCAGCCGCCUCUGCGCGCUGCCAAGUCCGCCUAUGCAGAUGCUGCAGCACGAUUCCCAGAUUCCAUCGGUUGGUGCUUGGUAUUUGGUGGCAUGGCACAGCGAGAUCGUGCUGUGGACGGAGCUGGCCGAGAAGGCCGGGUCCGGCGGCGCGGGCGCCAAGGCUAUGCUGAAAAAGGGCAGCAAGCUCCUCUCAAGCCUAGCCCUGCGGAAAGUGCACAAGGAGAAGCAGGCUAAGGCCGACCCGCCAGCACCACAGGCCAGCCAGGCCGCUGCGCAGGCCAGCGAGAGCCACGGCGAGGUCGCGCAGCUGCCGGCCGAGGUCGGCCGGCUCCGGGAGCAGCUCGCGGCGGCCGACGGCGUGGCCGAGGGCCCGCGCAGGGAGGCGCAGGAGCUUCGCGAGAAGCUCUCCGCCGUGGAGGCGGCCGAGAAGGAAAGCAAGGCAGUCAUCGAGGAGUUGGAGAGGAAGGAGCAGCAGUCGCUCCGCGACUGCGAGAAGCUCGAGAAGCAGCUGCAAGAGCUCCGCAAGCCGAAGGAGGACACUGGGGGCACGGACGUGGCCUGGCUCGAGUCGGAGCUCGACCGGCAGCGCGCCAAGGCCGCGGACAUGUGGCAGGACCUGGCGCGCGAGCAGGGCCAGAACAGCGACCUCAAGGACGAGCUCGCAGAUGCCAAGAAGGCGGCGAGGGAGGCGGACGCCUCGGAGAAGAGGGCGUCGGAGAAGGCGCGGCAGCUGGAGGAGAAGCUGGAGCAGGAGUGCGAGCAGGGCGGCCCGCAGAACGUGGAGCUGCAGGAGAGCCUCGUUCGCGCCAGGGAGGAGCACUCGAGCCUGCAGGAGCUCCUCGAGCAGGCCAGGGCCAGCGAGGAGCAGGCCGGCCAGCAGGCGCAGCGGGAGCAGGACGCCCUGAAGGCCAGCAGGGACGAGCUGCAGGAGUCCCUCGCGGCCGCGCAGCAGGCGGAGCAGGAGGCCGCCCAGGAGGUGGAGCAGGGCCUCCGGAGGGCCCAGCGCCUCGAGCGCGAGUGCGAGCAGGCGCGCCAGGACUUGGCUGUCUCUGAGGAGGCUGGAGCGGAGGCUCAGCAACGCUUUGCAAGCGAAGAAGAGGCCGCAGGCGCUGCCAGAAGAGCGGAGCAGUCGCAGGAAAGCGAGGCGAAGGAGCUGAAGAGCCGCCUCCAAAGUGUGGAAGAAGCUGAGGAUCAGGCGAGGCGAGCGCUCGAGGGCCAGCAGGAGGGCCGCGACGCCUCGGGGGCCGCCGCCGCCGCGGCGCAGGGCGAGUGCGAACGGCUGAGGGCGCAGCUCGCCGAGGUCGAGGAGGCGCAGGGCAAGGCUGCCAGGGAGGCGGGCCAGGGGGAAGAGGCCCGGAGACUGCUGGAGCAGGCCGUGGGCGAAGAGAGCGCCGAGCUGCUGAGAUGGCGGGCGUCCGCCGAGGCGCUCGGCGGCGAGCUCGGGGGCCUGCGGGAGGAGCUCGCCGGCGCCGCCGAGUCGGAAAGCAGGGUCGCCGCGGACGCCUGCGACCUGAGGUCGCAGUGCGACUCGUUGCGCCUGGAGCUCGCGGGCGCCGCCGAGUCGGAGAGCAGCGCUGCCGCGGCCGGCGGCGAUCUGAAGGCGCAACGCGACGCUCUCCGACAUGAAGUCUCCAGCCGAGAAGAGGACCUCGAGAGCUCCCGGCUGGAGCUCGCGGGCGCCGUCGAGGCGGAGAGCAGGGCCGCGGCCGACGCGAGCGGCCUCAGGGAGCAGUUCGGCGCGCUUCGAGAGGAGGCCGCCGGUCGAGAGCAGGACCUCGAGAGCUCCCGGCUGGAGCUCGCGGGCGCCGUCGAGGCGGAGAGCAGGGCCGCGGCCGACGCGAGCGGCCUCAGGGAGCAGCUCGGCGCGCUUCGAGAGGAGGCCGCCGGUCGAGAGCAGGAGCUCGCGGAGGCCAGGUCCGCGGAGCGCGAGGCCUCCUCCGCGGCGGAGCGGGGCCGCCUGGAGGAGCUGCGGGAGCUGGAAGCCUCGCGCAGCGAGGCCGGGAGGCUGCGGGCCGCGCUGGAGCUCGCCGAGGAGCGGCACGAGCAGACCAGGUCACGCCAGGAGGAGCAAGGCGCCAGCCUUGCGGCCGACCUGGCGCAGCUGCAGCAGUCGCUCGCGUCGGCGAGGCAGUCCGAGAGCCAGGCCGAGGAGCAGGCCAGGACGUUCGCGCAGACGGCCGACGAGAUGCCCCACCUGCGGAGCGAGUGCCAGGCGCUCCGCAAGGAGCUGGCGAGCGCAGAAGAUUCCAAGGCGAAGGCGGAGUCGGCCAUAGAGGCGAGCAGUAGGCAGCUCCAGCAAGCCGAAGACGCAUGCCAGGAGCUGCGAGCGCAGGCGGGGGCGCUGAAGGCGGCCAGCGCGGCGGCCGACGAGCUGAAGGAGAAGCUGAACAGGUUGCAGCAGCAGAAUACGGACUGGCGCAAGAUGAUCAUAGAAGAGCAGGAGCGGAGCACCGACCUGCAGAUGCAGCUGUCCGACGCUGGCCAGGCACGCAUGGAAGCGAGGAGAUCGGAGGCGAAGGCCCAGCGCGAAGUGGAACGCCUGCAGCGCCAGGUGGAUGGCCUGAUGGCGAGCCAGGCGGCCGCCUCGGCGGCGGCGGAGCGGCCCCCCCGGUCGGCGCGCGCGCGCUCCACCGCGGCGCCGCGAGGCAGGGAGGGCAGGGCCGACGACGAGGAGCAGAGGCUGCGGCAGGAGUGCGCCCGCCUGCAGGCGGCGCUGCAGGGCGCCCAGGGCGCCGAGGCCGCGCUGCGGCAGGACCUCGAGCGGUCCCAGGAGCAGGUUCAGAAGGCGGAGGACGCCCGGCAGCGGGAGGAGGCCCUCCGGCUGCAGGCGGAGGCCAGGCAGCUGCAGGGCGGGGAGCCGCUGGAGGACGUGGCCGUCGGACCACGGGCCGCCGAGCAGCCCGGGGGCCCGACGAGCGGCGGAGGCGACGGCCAGGCAGUCGGGGAGCACGCGGCCGUCGGACCACGGGCCGCCGAGCCGCCCGGGGGCCCGACGGACGGCGGGGGCGACGGCCAGGCAGUCGGAGAGGACGAGCCUGUCCAACCACCAAGUGCCGAGCAGCCUGGGAGCCCGCCAGACGACGAAGGCGCCGGCCAAGCAGUCCGAGAGGCCGCUGGCGAAGCCCCUGUUGGAGACCGCUCAGGCGAUGAACGGGGCGACGAAGAAGGCGAUGCGAAGAAGCGGCCUGCAAUCCCACGCGGGCGACAUGGGCGGCAAGCAAGGAUCCAAAUGGAAGAGCUUCGGCAAGGUGUAUCUGAAGGCUCCAACUCCGCCGACGCCGAAGAGAAGAAGGCCGCCGGAGCCGCGGGCUUCAACUGGUGGUGGAAGGGCAGCUCCUAG
Molecule: messenger RNA, 3486 nt
Organism: Prorocentrum cordatum
Lineage: Eukaryota; Dinophyceae; Prorocentrales; Prorocentraceae
Source: the annotation of a GenBank genome assembly